This is a messenger RNA of Haemorhous mexicanus (house finch), 7860 nucleotides long. RefSeq names its product par-3 family cell polarity regulator beta (gene PARD3B). The record is from RefSeq and is a predicted model, not a curated record. Gene Ontology annotation, molecular function: phosphatidylinositol binding; protein binding. Bases 38 to 3646 code for a protein of 1202 amino acids. Gene Ontology annotation, cellular component: apical junction complex; adherens junction; apical plasma membrane. Gene Ontology annotation, biological process: microtubule cytoskeleton organization; establishment of centrosome localization; cell adhesion. NCBI's taxonomy places the organism in Eukaryota, Metazoa, Chordata, Aves, Passeriformes, Fringillidae. The transcript has 24 exons.
UCGUGGGCGGGCAGGGCGGGCAUGGCGGCGCGCUGAGAUGAAAGUGACCGUGUGCUUCGGGCGGACCGGCAUCGUGGUGCCCUGCAAGGACGGGCAGCUCCGCGUGCGGGACCUGACCCAGCAGGCGCUGCAGCGCUACCGCAAGGCCCAGGAGAAGGAUCCAGCUUCCUGGGUAAAUAUUCACCACCUGGAGUAUACAGAUGGAGGAAUCCUGGACCCAGAUGAUGUGCUGGCAGAUGUUGUGGAAGACAAAGAUAAGCUGAUUGCCAUUUAUGAUGAACAAGAAGCUCCCCGUAAGAUUGAUGGCACCAAUGGGAAUUUGACAGACAGAAAUAGCCCAGACUCCUUUGAGACAGAGGUAGCAACUCAGCUGGCUGCCUUUCAGCCCAUUGGUGAGAUUGAAGUGACUCCUUCUGCCCUAAAACUGGGCACACCACUUCUGGUACGGAGGAGCAGUGAUCCAGCCUUGGGUGCACCUGACUUCCCAAGUGCUUCUCAUCCCAGUGACCAUGGUCUCAAGCAUGCUGUGGCAGGUGCUUCCCAGGCAUCCUUUCAGGAUGGGGAGAUGAACCUCACUGGACCCACAGAACUGCUGUUGGCUCAGAGGGCCCGGCUCCCUAGCAGUGAAAUGACAAAAACAGUAGAGAUUUCUGGAGAAGGUGGACCCUUGGGAAUACAUGUAGUGCCCUUUUUUUCAUCCUUGAGUGGAAGGAUGCUGGGACUCUUCAUCCGUGGUAUUGAGGAGAACAGCAGAUCCAGGCGUGAUGGUCUCUUCCAUGAAAAUGAAUGCAUUGUGAAGAUAAACCAUGUGGACCUUACAGAUAAAACCUUUGCACAGGCUCAGGACAUCUUCCGUCAGGCAAUGAAAUUUCAAAGUGUCAUCUUGGAAGUCCUUCCUCCAUAUAACAGAGAACAGUAUGAAAAGUCUGCUAUUGCUCCUCUUUGUAUUCUGAAUAAUGAAGAAGGAGUUACAAAAACAAAAAUUCCACCUCCUCUUCAUCCAAAACCUGCUGUGAAAACAAUUAAUAUUUCUGGAGCAAUCUUGGAGUCAGGAGUACAGGGAGCACUGCAGCAAGCUAAGAGCCCCAACCUCCCACGUCUGGGUAGAAAGCCUUCUUCUCCAUCACUGUCUCCACUUAUGGGCUUUGGUAAUAGGAGAAAUGCAAAGAAAAUAAAGAUAGACCUGAAAAAAGGUCCAGAAGGCCUUGGUUUCACAGUAGUUACCAGAGACUCUUCAGUACAUGGUCCUGGCCCAAUCUUUGUGAAGAAUAUUUUACCAAAAGGUGCAGCAAUAAAGGAUGGUCGUUUGCAGUCUGGAGACAGAAUCCUGGAGGUGAAUGGACGGGACAUCACUGGCAGGACCCAGGAAGAGCUUGUAGCUAUGCUGAGAGGCACAAAGCAAGGCGAGACUGUCUGUCUGAUUGUGGCUCGUCAGGAGGAGGCCUUUCUACCUCGAGAGCUGAAAGGAGAGCCAAACUGCAGUAUUUUUUCUCCAGAAACCACAGAGCAGCUGACCUUUGAGAUUCCUCUGAAUGAUUCUGGCUCUGCUGGACUUGGUGUGAGCUUGAAAGGCAACAAAUCUCGGGAGACAGGAGCUGAUCUUGGGAUUUUCAUCAAAUCAGUUAUUCACGGAGGUGCUGCUUUUAAGGACGGUCGCUUGCGCGUGAACGAUCAGCUGGUUGCCGUCAACGGGGAGUCGCUCCUGGGCAAGUCCAACCACGAGGCCAUGGAAACCCUCAGGCGCUCCAUGUCCAUGGAGGGCAACAUCCGGGGCAGGAUCCAGCUGGUCGUGCUCCGCAGGCUGGAGGUGCACACUGAGGAGCGCUCAGACCAGGGAGUCUUUCAAAAAUCAGCCUUUGAUGGGAGCCAUAACUUCGCAGCUGCUUCCCGACGCAAUGAUACCAUUCUCCAGCAAUUUGUAACGUGCAGUCCUCAGGAAGGAAUAAAAGAGUUUCCAGUUUCUGAUCGUGGCAAUGGUGAAAAUGAAACACCUCCACCUCUCCCACCACAUCCUAGUGAGGAUCUGCUGAAUGAGGAUUAUAAUCACAGCCCUAUCAUAAAUUCAGCAGUGCAUUUAACAGAUCAGCACAUCAACUUCAGAUCUUUGACACCAGCCAAGCAGUCUGAAUCAAUUAAUCUGAAAGCCUCAAAAAGCAUGGAUCUGGAGCUGCAGCUGGUCUUCAAAGUGGCAGAUGAAAGCAAAGUUGGUUUGUUGGCCGGACACAAAUCGGACUCUUCUGGCAAAGAUUUUGGUCCUACUCUGGGAUUAAAGAAGUCCAGUUCUCUCGAGAGUCUUCAGACUGCUGUGGCUGAAGUAAGGAAGAAUGAGCUCCCUUUCCACAGACCCAGGCCUCACGUGGUGCGGGGUCGGGGAUGCAAUGAGAGCUUCCGAGCUGCCAUUGACAAGUCUUACGAUGGACCUGAGGAUGGAGAAGAGGAUGGUGGCUCUGAUAAGAGCUCUCACUGUGGUCAAGAAGCUCAAAAUGUGGAAUCUGCCCCUCCAGGGAACCCUGAAAUAGAAGAUGCAGAAAUCAAAGCAAAAAAAGACAAAAAAAGCAGGGAGAAAGAGAAGAAAAAGGGCAAAUCUAAAAUCAAAGAGAAGAAAAAGAAGGAAGAAAAUGAAGAUCCAGAAAAGAAAAAGAAGAAAGGCUUUGGUGUCAUGUUGAGAUUUGGAAAGAAGAAAGAAGAUAAAAGUGGCAAGGCAGAUCAGAAGGGGACUCCAAAGCAAGGCAUGCUUAGAGAGGAGGAGCUGGAGAAAAUGAAAGAUGAGCGUGAAAGGAUUGGUGCAAAGCAUCAGGAGUUACGGCAAAAGCAGCUGAGAGGCCUGAGUGAUUUUUCUGCUGGUCCUGGAGGACCUGACAUUGAUGAUGAUGAGGUGGAUCCAAACUAUGCCAGAGUGAACCACUUCCGAGAGGCUUAUCAUCCAGGAAGCAUCUACAGACCCUCCUCACCAGCAGUAGGAGAAACCUUUGUUUAUCUGAGGGAUUCUUCCUCAGCGCCAAUGGAGAGGGAGCACUUGGAAGGACUGUAUGCAAAAAUAAACAAGCAGCACUACCCACAGACUUCUGGUGACAGUGGCUGCACGGGUGGCGGGAACGCCGACCGGAUCCAGCGGCUGCGGAAGGAGUACCAGCAGGCACGGCGGGAGGGCUUGCCCUUCUACGAGGAGGACGAGGGAAGGACGCAGCUGCCCGACUACGACCAGCGCUGGGUGCCUGGAAAAGGUCCAGAUGGGAGCUCCUACAGUCUUCACUUCGAGGGGGUGGAAAGGCAGUAUGCAUCCUUACCCAGGCGUGGACCUGCAGAGCCACUAGAAUAUUUAACAGGGCCACGAGUAACGUACAAAGAGAGAGAUCUUCCCUACUACCACGGAGGACAGCCUGUUAUCCACCCAUCCAAGGGGAACUACAUCCGUGUGCCGGACACAAGAGUGGCAGAACUGAGGUACCCUCAGUAUUACCCAGGCCAGCCCAUGGCAAACCAGCAUAAAGGACCCCUCCGGCAGGACGUGCCGCCUUCCCCUCCGCAGUCCCACCGAGCACCAGCCUACAGUGAAAUGCUCCGACACCGUGGGACCAGUCCAGACCAGUACCAGUACAGGCAGCAGGAUCCCAGGCAGAAGAACCCCAUGACUGCAGCUGUGUAGCCGUGCACUGGACUUGGGCACAGCAUCCUUGUAGAGUUGUUCCUAAGCGUAGCUGCCUGUAAGAAUGGCACACGAGACCUGGAGUCGUUCUUACUGAGCUGGGCUCAGCCUAGGUGCUUUCUAACAGGCGAACUAAAGCCACGUGAGGUACGAUGUGUUUUGAGUAUGUGAGGUACCAGACUGUGGAGUGUUUUUUAAUUCCUUUUAAAAAUAGAAAGUGGCUGCUGGGAAUGAAACACAACACUUAAUACACCUCAGGGCUAUUUACUGAAUCCAGUUACACCUUUACAGUACAUAGCUGUCUGUGUAAGGGCAGCAGAGUCACCAGAGUUUACUUUAGAGUGCUGUUGUAGAGCCUUUUAAGUGAGAACACAGCAUGCAGUAUGGACUUCUUGCAGAGCUGGGCAUCUUGUGUAUCUAGUGUGUGAUCAUGACAAGGGACUGCCACAGAGAUAGUGGCCAUAUUCCAGGCACGUCCUGACCAACAGCUCUGUUUAAAGGAUGCUGCAGUUUCAGAUCUGUGAUCUGGCCUCUGUCUUCCUCUGUCUUUUUGGUGGUGGCAGCAUUUAUCUUGUAGCCUUCAUUUUUUGCAGUCUGAAUAUCAAGAGUCUUCUCUUACUGCACCUGCUGCAGUUGGAGUAGGGUAAAAAGCCUUAUCCCCUAUGCUUGGGCAGGCUCUCAGAGAACAGGUAUCCACCUGAGAACUGUCUGUAGAGGGGGGAGUGCGUGCUUGUGAGUGUGGUUAGUUCUACAGUGUACAGUCUUUAAAUGUAAACCCUGGAGACCAGAUCCUCAGCUGCUGUCAGGAAGUGUCAUUUGAGGGGUUUCAGUGGAGCUGGCCUAUAAGGAAGUGACCAGGGAGGUGACUGUGGGCAUGGACUCCAUAAUUCAUAUUAAGUUACUGUGUCAGGCUCUGCCUUGGCUCCAUCAAGGCAGCCCAUUCCUGGCCCACUCCAGGCAGUGUUGGAGCCAAGUGCCUGCCAGCACCGUGUCUGCCUUGGGCAGCACCGGGCCCCACCGUGUCAAGUGCCAAACUACUCGAGUUCCUGCAACCAGAGGCCAUGAGGUCAGUGGGGAAAGGCGCUUUUCACAGCAAGGGAAAAGACAAGGAAAGUAACAGGAAGGGCUUCAAGACCCUGGGGCCCAGGAGGAAGAUGUGAGAAUAGCUGUUUGUAGCAAGUUAUUUGCAGCUGUGCAUAGGAAGAGAGAAGGUGUGGAUGGGGAGGGUGUCAGGAGCACAUCAGAGCCGUGGUGGGGUGACAGGGUGGUGGGGUACAUGCUCAGUCCUUUGCCCCCAAACAGCCUGAGUUUGCUCUGCAGCCAGAAAUGUGUGUCCCCAGCCACAGGGACCUUUGUAUCCUGACCCAAGAGGGCUCUGAGCGCUUAGAGAUCUGUCUCAAGGAUUUUGUCAGGAGGAAACCAUGCAGUAUUGCGACCUAGAAAUACGUUAUUUCCAAGUGUCCUUAAUUCCUCAACUUCUGCCUUUUGGAAGUGUCACUAAACCACUCAGCCUCCUCUCCUCAUCAGGAAAAGACUGUGACCUGGCCAAGGAUUAAGCAUAACGAUUUCUCUGAUGUCAUUUUGACACCUUUGGUAUGCAACAUAUUAAAUCACAUAGAUCACUUCUCAGGUGUUAAAUACCAUCAGGAAGGUUUGUUCUGAUAGGAGUGUGUCCUGCUAGCAGGUAAUGGCCCUGAUGAGAAGAAGCAUUUAAUCCCAGCCUACUUUCUUCUCUGCUGAUGGUGCUGGUUAGAACCCUCAGGCACAGGGAGCACUUGCAGCUGCCUGAGUGGCUGGCAGGCUCCAGUGCUUGCAUUCCCACCAGCCUCCACCCACCAGCAGGCUGGGAAGCAGGAGAGAGGAGACAGCUUUCCAUGGCAGGGGAGCACCUCCGUGAUUCAGACAGAGGGCUGGACUCCCUGGGGCAGGGGCAGGCACAGCUCUAAAUCCAGUCAGGAGGAAGCAUUGGUGGGAGGGAGAGAGGAAGAGGAAUGCAACUGAUUAUGAAGCAAGGGUGUUUGGUUCUUAUUCCAUUUCUUUCUGCCCUCUUCCCUAGUAAUGUAGGAGGGAAAAACCUCUGGAGGGAGUGUUGGUUGUAAAGCUGGAUGUCUCUCAGUACCCUCCAUAAAUAAGGCGUAUUCCCCAAGGAAACUGUGCCUGUCAUGUACGUGCUCUGCACAGCCCUGUACUUCUCUCAGAAAGCUUUAGAUGCUGUAGGAUACUCAGCCAGGACUUGGCAGCCACAGGAUAGCCGCUGGUGUUAUAAAGGCCUGUUGAAAUUGAAGCAAAAACAAAUUAAAAUACUUUCCUUUCCCUCCUUGAAAUAUAACCCCUGAUACAUUUGAUCCAGCUGCAAAGAAACUAAUGUUUGUGACAGUGGCUUUAUCAAGCCAGGCCACAAUUAAGAACAGCUCUGAAUAUAAGCUACUGCCUUUGUAAAUCACUCUCAACUAACCCUUCAAAUGGCAUCACAGCACAGUGAACAGAACUUAUUUACAGUAUUUCAUGAGCCAGGGCCAAAUAAAAUCUGGAUGGAAACAGCUCCUAGAUUAUUUAUAGCCUUUGAGGGACCUGCCCAAUGUCUCCUCGUAACCUGAAUCUUUCCUUAAGAGCUCCCCUUGACUGCAUCGGCUCCACUCAGUUGAGGCAGACAAAUCAAACAAACACCUUCUGAGCUGUUAAUCUUGCCUUACCCAACAGGUUAUUAAAUGAUGCUUCUGCUCAGUAAGCAGAAAUCAGUAGAGAGCUUCUUCCAAUCAAAAAAAAAAAAAGUAUAAUAUAUGGAUGCAUCCUACACAUAAGGAGCUAAGGAGGAAAAACAGUGUGACCUAACAGGGGGAGCAAGACCAAAAAGUAUUACAGAGCAUCUCAUCAAUCUCUGGUGCCAUUGUUCUGGGAGAAAAUUGCCAUUUCCUGAUUUAAUAUCUGGUAGAGGUACAGUAUUUUCAAAAGUAUAAUGUGUAACUACAGUAUAUAUAGUCAGCUUUUCUGCAGUAUAAAAUGUAUGAUUUUAGCACCAUAUUGUGGAAAAAUAUGUACCGUGCAGAAUUCACGAGGUGCUACAACUGACGGUUGAAAAUACACACUUGCAAAAUCCAAAAGAGCCGUUAAGUAACAAGUUGUUCUUUUCCCAUAUGUCCAUAUGUUUGGGAAAAUUACGAGUCUGAAAUGCUCUUGACACGUAAUUGCCUCGCACUCCCUCAUCCAAAAUGUGCCAGUCCAGCAGUAGAGUUACUGACGUAGUGGGUGUGAAGGGAGAGUUGGGUUUGCCAUGGGAGCAGCCCUAAGUGUGUGUGUGUGUGAACAGGCAUCAAGACCGAGGGAGAGAGGCCCGCACUCACGUGAAGCUGAAGCUUUGAUUUCCUGAGCUGGUGGCGUGCAGCCUGCGUUUCUGGCUCUGGCACAGCGCCAGCCAGGCCCAGCAGUUGAAAGAUUAAGAGAUAGAAAAAGAGCCUGUGGAUUUUCUGAGUGACCACCCACUAGUGAGCCGUGAUCUUGGCCUGUGAGCCGACAUUACCACUGUGAUAUAUUAUGAUGCAGAAGUCUCUAGGCACCCCUCAAAUGCAUAAAGAAACAUCAACUGCCCUUUGUGGGGGAAACUAAGCAUAGAGAAGAAAAAAAAAAAGGCUCUUGCCUUGAAAAAGUGCAUACAGUCCUGAAUUCCAAUUCACUCCAGCUUCCUGAUCUAGAAAUAGCUUCACAUGCUGCCUAAUUUUUUUACGGAUGAAUUGUGCUACCUCUUCCUCCCAGCCAUCACAGAUUUGUUUAUCAGAGUUAGUGCUGUGAGUGAAUCCUAGCGACUGCUCUGCCAGAGCCACAUCCUGACACUGCUCUGAGCAGGGGCUGCUUUGCACUUUCAAAGGAACCCACACCUGUGCUCCCCACCACAGUUGUCCUGCAGGGUCCUUAAGCCUUACAUGCAAAAUCAGAAGUGCUAUUCACUAUCUCUGCUUAGGAAAGAAGGCUUUGUGAGACACUAUUGUAUUACUGUGAGGGAGAGAGAGGUACUUGUGAUCUUGACAAUAUCUGUGUGUUUAAGUGAAACUGAUUUAAAAAUCAUGUGUGAUUGUUUUGGGGGAGAAAUUCAACAUGUAAUUUGACAGGUUUUUUCUAGUACCACAUCAAAGAUUUUGAUCUUUUGUUACAUAUGGCUAUAUAAAUUUUACCUGGUUUAUUUUGCAUUAAAAUAAAGGCUUUAAGACUAUAUAUGGUUA